Molecule: messenger RNA, 1534 nt
Organism: Drosophila erecta
Lineage: Eukaryota; Metazoa; Arthropoda; Insecta; Diptera; Drosophilidae
Gene: Ctr1B
Product: high affinity copper uptake protein 1
Exons: 2
Coding region: 124-660 (178 amino acids)
Biological process (GO): copper ion transmembrane transport
Cellular component (GO): membrane
Molecular function (GO): copper ion transmembrane transporter activity
Source: RefSeq, a predicted model, not a curated record
GCAGUCAACGCUCUGCUCUCAGCACCUCAGCAGGUCUAGCUCUUAUCACUGUGCUUCCCCGAUCGCCAGUCGGAUUUUCCACGCCUUCUGUUUGACUAUAUCUGUUUCCAUAAGCAGCCCAAGAUGGAUCACAAUCAUGACCACGGCUCGGACGACAGCACCAGCACGGCCAAGUCCUGCCCAAUGAUCAUGGUGUUCCACGCCGGACACUGCGAGCGGAUCUUGUGGCGCGGAUGGGUGGCGUCCACUGUGACGGAGUUCGUUCUCUCCGCCCUGGCCAUCUUCCUGGUGUCCUUCCUGUACGAGGCCCUCAAGUUUCUGCGACAGCAACUGGCUCGCCGGGAAGCCCGCAAGGAGAGCGAGCAACUGGCGUCGGAGCAACGCAGGAAGAACGAGGUGCCGGCAGCCGGAGGAUGCUGCUCGGAAACUCCGCUGGCAGAGCCGAAGGAGCAGACCUACUGGCAGCGCCUGUUUGCCUCGUCGCAUAUGGUCCAGUCUCUGCUGAACCUGCUGCAGAUCGUCAUCUCCUACCUGCUGAUGCUGAUCUUCAUGACCUUCAACUACUGGCUCUGCCUGGCUGUGAUUCUGGGAUUGGGUCUGGGUUACUUCUUCUUCGGCUGGAACAAGAAGAAUCCCGACGAAAGCGAGUGCUGUCCUUAGAUCCGGGAUACCGCUCUAAUUGGUUUUUAUAGCGUGCAAUUGUUAUUAAUUGAGCCCUUAUCAGUUCUUGGUUCACACAUCAAACAGUCCCGUCCCCAAGUAAUUAUAUAAAUUGUUUUAAAACUACAAUUUUAUUCGAUAGUUACACUUGGUUUAAUUGUAAUUGAUGUAAUCGUAGCAUAAAUUAGUCAACUAGUUUACUUAAUGAGCAUAUUGUACAAAUAGUAGUCAUGAGAACAAGAACCUAUACAACGCGUAUGCAUCUAAAUCGAUUGAAGUACCACUCAAUACUUUUGAUUUUACAAUAAAUUUGUAUAAGCAAUACACUUUAUUUUCGACCACCCCAAACUCAAAACACAAACAAUCCAAUAUGAAACCAAAAAAAAAACGCCAAGUUAAAUCUCCAGGAUUACAUGAAAUUCGUAAUGAAAUGCGAACAGUACCAGGUCUGAGUCCUGACAGCCCACAACUCACAUUUGAGGGCGUAACUUCCACGACACUCACUUACCACACAAAAGGUUUCUAAAGUUUCUUUAAGGCAGACCUUUAUAAUAUGGUAUUCGAGACUUUUUAGCAAAUAUUUUGGCUGUGAUUUUUAAAUAUAAAUAGGAAGUGUAAGUAAGCAAGUCCCAUGAUACACAUUGUUUUACACCACUUUAUCUAUUUGGAUUCGCCCAACCACACACUAAUAUUUGCGAGCUUCUUUCCAGGGAAAUGAUACAAAUAAGCAAAUAGGGAUUCCAUACCCUUUUAGUGCAUUUGUUUUAAAUUUGAGUGGUAAGUGAGCGCCAUGAUGAGACCAUCCCUUAAGUAGCGCUUAGACUAGAGUAACCUAGACUGAACAACCGCGAUCAAAAGUAGCUAAACCCGCAAC